CUUUCGUUGGCCUUAUUCCAUUGCCGCACGUGUCGCCCUGUGCAUUUGAAAAAGCUGAUCAUGGACGCAUAGAGCCGGCGUUUUUUUUGCUACUGAAUCUUUCGCAUAGUGGAAUGACCAGCACAAAGCAUAACAAAUUUCGAAGGUGUUGUUUCUUGAGACUAUUCGAUUAGAUUGAAAACAAAUCUGUCUAAGGAGGUUUCAUCGUAGCAUAUCCGAUGUAAACCAUGAAUAGUAACGCAAUAAUCGAUUCUGCAUUGGUGAGAUCAGUGAAUCACGCAUGUUUCAUAAACGUUCAGGCUUGUAACGUGUAGUCAUCUGAUUUACUUUUAAGUAUGAGAUCGAUUUCUGUAACAACAGAGCAUUGGACUAACUGGCUGGCCAUUGGAUUAUUAAACCUCCAUCAUACUGUUUGCUCUUCCAUAAGCAAGACAGUGCGAAUUUUCACACGUUUCGGUUACGUUUUGGUAACAAGGUACAAUCCAAGCGUUUUACACGAUGACGGAGUUUUGCACUUUUCGUACAUUUCUCUAGUUCCCUUAAACUGCUGUAUGUUAAAAAAAAUGCUUUAUUGUGUAAAGUGUUCAGUUAGGAAAGAGUUUUCAACAUCAGAAAUUAUGUACAUGUAUUAACCAUUAAUGUUUUUAUGCAUUUGCAUUAAUAUUUCGGGUUUCAACAUUAAUAUUAUACCGAUUCAAAAGGGCUUAUCCCUUCAACACGUGCAAUUUUAAUUUAAUCAAUUUCGGGUCAAGCUCCAAUGCAUCUCGGUUCUUACGUCAUUCAUUGACAAUAAGAAUUACGAUAAGUUCAGCUUACACGUGUUGGAAUGUUUUGAUGGCAGGGAUAUGAAUUGUUUGGUUCGUUUCGUUUUUUUUUCCACCAACUAGCGCAGCAUUCACUGAUGCGUUUCCUUUUUAUCUACUGAAGGUCUCAGCUUGCUAACCCGAUGUUAGUCGGAGUGGGAGAGUAGCCAAGCCCUAGGAUUUUGUUUUGCGUGCCUACGUACCGCGAAGCACACCUACAAGCCUUUCAAUACAGUUUGAAUAAUCUUUCCUCUUCAGUCGACAGUGUGCGAUGGUACCGGUACGACCGUGCACCGAUGAUGAAUCUAUUGGUGCAAAGUGGACUAAUGCUUUCUGUGGCCUUGUGUGGUGCAUUGUGCGAACAACUAUACCGUGCGUAUCGGUUGUGCCGUGUGUUGCUUAAUUUCUUCCAUUCAUAUGUACAUCAUCUUUGGUCUCAUCGGGUUUGUUUUUCUACUUUGUUCCUACUAGCCACUGAGAGGAAUGCCAAGUUGCCGCGAAUAUACGAGUAUGAUGAUUUCUAUACGUGUCGCCGACGGUAUACAAAUUUCGUUUAUUGUGUCAGCGUCAGUACGCUCCAGGCCGAUACGUCGAACGACGUUUGGAAAAACAUAUCUCACCUGCAAGCCAAUCGAAGAAACUUUCCCCAUGAUCAGUUUGAAAGAGGUUUAUGUUUAAAUGAUUAUCAUGCUGGCUUAACGCUUGAUCAUAAGACACCAAAUCUGAUUGCUACUCAUCUACACCAAAAAAUCUACCAUCAAUAUGGUCUCUACAGUCAUACCACAACUGAAUCAUGUUGGACGAAAACAAGUUUUGAACAACAACUUACAUUUGGCGAAUAUUUUUUCGUUUUUCUUUCAAUCUGUUUAUUGUUUACAACUGUGUGUGCUACAUGGAUCGAUUUCAACGGUGGCUCAAAGGAGUUAUUCGUGAAUGCGUUUUCAAUUCGAAGAAAUAUGCAACAAUUGUGGAAAGCACCGAAACCUAACGCACUGCCCUUUCUGGAUGGGGUGCGAGCACUUGGGACGCUCACGAUCUUGAUAGUCCACUCGCAACUGCCAAUGAUUAGGAUGCCUUUGUGGAAUACGGAAGAUUUGGAAGAGCAAGCGAAUCAUGCAAUUUUUCCUUUAGUUAAUUCCGGUAAUACCCAUAUGAUACAAUUUUUCUUUACGUUGGGUGGGAUGGUGUUUGGAAUCAGCUGCCUGAGACACUUUGAACGUUAUCCUUCGUUCAAGUUCAUGUAUUUCAUUGACAAGUUGUUACGGCGUUUAGUAAGAUUGCUACCAGCAUACAUGUUGAUCAUCUUAUACCAAGCGACAUGGUAUAAACGAGUCAAACGAGGACCACUGGAGUAUAAGUUUGACGAUUACUGUCUGGAGAAUUGGUGGUCGAAUUUGCUAUUUUUGAAUAAUUACAUUCAUACCACCAAACCUUGUCUUCAGUUUAGUUGGUAUUUAGGGGCAGAUGUUCAACUUUUCCUGAUCGGUUCAUUAUUGCUUCUGCUCGUGUGGAAGUGGCCUCUAAUAAAAGCAUGGUUGGUACGCUUAAUGAUUGCUGUUGCAUUUUUCAUACCGGGCUACAUCAUCUAUACUGAAUCGAUCGAGCCUACAAUGACUUUCGACAUGAGGCAUGCGCUAGCGGAACUACGUACUUACGAUCACUUUUUGAAGUAUUAUCUACCAUCACACACGAACAUAAGUGGUUAUUUUUUUGGCAUAAUUGCAGCUAUGUUCUAUACGAAAAUUGUAUCUACCCAAGCCUCGGAUCAGUUGCUACCGAUGCUUCAAAAGUUCUUAAACAUAUCGUUGGUGACAUUGUUUGGUUUGAAUGCUUUCACCAUACUGCUUCCGUUUAUGAACAUAGAUAAGCAACAUUCCCUGUUCCAUGCAACUUACGGCAGUUUCCUUAAGUCUUCGUGGGGCUGUGGUUAUAGUUUAUUGUUUUUAGUUCUUGCACUGAAAGGCAAAUCACAUGUUCGAGAUGUGUUAUCACAUAGUUUGUUACAGUCUUUUGCCAAAAUAAGCUACUGUGUGUACAUAGUGCAAUAUACUGUAAUAUAUGGAUUGUACACUAACUUUCCCAUUCCUCUAGUGUAUGGUGGUUUCAAUCUGCUCAUAUUGACAUCAGCAGCCUUGCUAAUAACAGUUAUCUGUGCCUUAUUACUUUAUCUUGCUGUAGAAGCUCCUCUUGUACAAAUGGGGAAUAAAUGUGUGACAACCUUGUUAGGAGAAUGUGCAACAAAUGAAAUCGAGACUAAACACACCAAACAUAAGUAAUACAUUUUUUUGCGAACAACUUCUGAACAGAGAAUGAAUAUGUUAAAACAAUGAAUAAUAAAUAUAUGUUCACUCUGUAACAAAA
Messenger RNA from Anopheles funestus (African malaria mosquito), 3164 nucleotides. RefSeq names its product O-acyltransferase like protein-like. NCBI's taxonomy places the organism in Eukaryota, Metazoa, Arthropoda, Insecta, Diptera, Culicidae. The record is from RefSeq and is a predicted model, not a curated record. Gene Ontology annotation, molecular function: acyltransferase activity, transferring groups other than amino-acyl groups. The transcript is spliced from 9 exons. Bases 1100 to 3079 code for a protein of 659 amino acids.